AUGGAUAGGUUUCGCAAAUCCCUCAGCGUACGCAAGAAGAAAGAGCCCGAAACCACCGAAUCAUCUAGACCUCAACUUUGGAUUGAAGAUGAAAGGAAAAUCAAGGAAGGUUCCUGUAGCUUUCAAGUCAAAGUAAGCCUUCUAUGCAAAAUUACUCCCAGUAUCUUGGUUGUAUUGAGGUCUUUGAGUCUCGAGAGAAAAACCCAACGAGCUCUUCUGUAUGUUAGUGGCGAUGCGUUACGAGUCUCUGAUGAGAUUAGCAAACACUUGAUUGUUGAUCAAACCAUCGAGAAGGUAUCUUUUUGUGCUCCUGACCGUGGUCAUGAUAAGGGUUUUGCCUAUAUUUGCCGUGAUGGGGCGACUCGUCGGUGGAUGUGCCAUGCGUUUCUAGCUAUUAAGGAGUCGGGCGAACGUUUGUCACAUGCGGUUGGCUGUGCAUUCGCCAUUUGUCUUGAAAGGAAACAGAAGCGCGAACGCGAUGCGGUGCAGGCUACUUAUGCUAACGAAGAUGGAACUUUCGUCCGAAUGAGUUCCUUCCGUCAGACUAGUCUUUCUGAACGUCUUCUUGAUCCCCAAUCUGCGAUUGUUGUUGACCACCCUGCCGAGGCUCCAUCUAAAUCUCACGUCUCGGAGGCCAAGAUGGAUAACGGAACCAUAGUUCCAUUUGAAAUUGGGCCUGAUAAGGGUGCAAUCCCACCGAAACUCGGGAGCGGCGCCAUUCCUCGACCCCGUGCCAGUCCUUCCCUCAUUGAGCGUCAGACGUCAUUGAGGCUGUUCCCGAAGCUACAGGAAACUAGUCCUUUCAAACAUCAUUUUUCCAUGCGUUCAAGGGAUCCGGGAGCCUUAACACUGCAAAGAACAAAUCUUAUUAUGAAUGGGGCAACGAUCCCCGAGGAAACUAGUACCGAGUUGGAAGAGACGUCAGGUACAAAUCAUUCGGCAGAUUCCAUGACGUUGCCCUUGAGAAGGACAUCCCAAACUCCCCAACCGGCUAAUUUUGCAUUCCGUAAUCCUCUAAUCACUGGGAUAACGAGGGUAUCACCCACUUUCCCCGUAUCGUUCGAUGAGAUUGAUACCUCAGCCACUGGAGGUCGGGAGGAGAUUGAUGACCUACUUGCUCUGGAUCCCUUUUCCGCCGCUCCCUUCAACCCUGCCACCAUUCAACAGCAUCAGACGGCUCAGCAGCAACAACAACUGCGGAGUUUGAAUAAUUUUUCUUCAAAUACUACCUCAUCCAUACCUCCGUGCGGAGUUUCACUGGCAGCGUCACCGGCACUUUUUCCACUCUCUGACUGGCCGGACAUUGCUGAUGAUGGUGGUAGCGACGGGAGCGCUAAAGUCUUCUCUGCGCCUUUCACUCUCACGUCGAUGGAAGUUGCUCCCGUUACGUCAUUUCCUGAUAAUUCGGAGCUGAUACCGUCCCUCCAGUCACAUUCUGCAGGCGGUAAUGCAUCACACGUAGAAGCGUCUCCCCUUUUCCACUUCCCAUCCUCGCCAACUACUACCGAAAGCGCCAUUUCAUCCUCAAAUGCGAUGAUUCUCUUUGGAGCAGAUGUCAAAUGCCAGCCGUCGUUGGCUGAGUCCUCCACAGUGACCACGGUGUUUGCGGGUGCACAGCGGCCGAGUCCUGAGACGGCCCUGACACAAUGGCUACCGGGUCGGUUGCCACACAAGCAGAUCACUUUUGGUGUCGACCCCUUCGACCUUGACUGGGCGGAACGGGCAACUGCGGUGGCCAAGGGCCAACUGGCGGCUUGCUUUCUCGCCUCCUCUACCACCCCCUUAGGACACUUGCCGGCAGCACUGCCUCCUCAUCCUCCUACUGCUGCUGCUACUGUUUGUACCAAUCCAUUCCUCGUCCUUCCCCCUGAUGAACGUUCGUAUUCCACCCGAGAACACAAUUCCACUAAUUGCACACAUUUUGUCACUAUGUUGGUAGGUAGUUCUCCCCCGAUCACUGUAGACCAGAUGUGCGACGACGAUGCUCUGCGUUCCAAAUACGCGCAACUUGGAGUUGAGUUCAAGAAGUUACGCGAAAGGUACCGUACAAUCAAAGAUCGCCUCAAGGAAUCUGUUGAUCGUGUUAUUCAACUUGAGACCAAGCUCUCAGAUCAAGCCAUCCAUACACGCAAUCUUGAGCAUGAAAAAGACGGUUUAAUUUUUCGGAAUCAAUACCUUAUUAAACAAGCCGUCUUUCUUGAAAAGCAACUGGAAGCUGCUAACCAGAAACGUGGUCAUUCUAUGACUAACGGCUGUUUCGUUGAAGGGCUUUCUCAAGAUGCUGCUCUUAAGAAUGCUUUACAGGAGGUUAAUAACCUGCGUGGUGAGUUGGUAUCGCAAUCGUCAAAAUUUUUGGCUAGGAUAGCAGAGCUGGAGUCCUCAAAUCCCCAUUCCUCAAAAUCGCGAGGUAUUUCGGUGUCUAUUCAAACUUCAACUUUUUCCAACCUCUCUCCCCUCACUCAGUCCUCCUCGUCUGUUGAUGUCACUUCAUCUUCCCUUGAUGCGAUAUGCUUGCAAGAUAUCGAACGUGAAAAUUUGACUACCAAUACCUUCGCUAUUAUUCCCCAUGCCCUCGCCUACAGUGAGACUUUGAAAAAUUCCCAAGUUCAAAGUCCUGUCUCCAGUCUCGACGCAAUUAAAACUACUCCAAGUUUUUCUCUUCAGCCAGAUGUGCCCAAUCGAAAGCAUUCCUUACCAGAACGUGGGCCUGGUUCAGCUCAUUCCCAAAUCCAUUUGAGUUCGAGAGAGAAUUUACUUCUUCAACGAAUUUCUCAGCUCGAAAACCAGCUUGCAGAAGUGUCUUUGCAGCAACGCCUUGAGACGAGGCGAAAUCAGCUUGUGCAGCAGGCACUUCCGGGCACAGUUACAAAUGCCUCUACCGCAAUUCCCUCUACCGAUUUUGACGCUUCAAUCGAGGAAAAACUUCGCGCAGAAUAUUACAAGGAACAAUUACUUGAUCGCACCAAGCAGCUCAUACUUUAUGCAGGUCGGGUGGCAGACGCUUAUAAGGAAAUCAGAAGUCUGCACGAGCACCUAAGGUGCGUGGGGAGUGAUGUGGAGAGGCACAGGCGGGAGGCCGCGUCGGCUGCAACGAGGGUGAACAGUCUAGAACAGGAGUUAGAAUCGACGAAACAGCGCACGGCUAAACAACUCACCGAUAUGGCCCUCCAUCUAGCCAAUCUCACAGACGACAUCCAUACACUCCGAGGCAGCGGAAGCACUGCUGGUGGUGCCUCUAAAUUCGUUCUUCAGUUCCCUAUUAAAAUGAUGUAG
Echinococcus granulosus is the source of this 3273-nucleotide messenger RNA. RefSeq lists its product as hypothetical. The transcript is spliced from 16 exons. Bases 1 to 3273 code for a protein of 1090 amino acids. The record is from RefSeq and is a predicted model, not a curated record. NCBI's taxonomy places the organism in Eukaryota, Metazoa, Platyhelminthes, Cestoda, Cyclophyllidea, Taeniidae.